Sceloporus undulatus (fence lizard) is the source of this 844-nucleotide messenger RNA. Its product is annotated as ephrin type-A receptor 1-like. Gene Ontology annotation, cellular component: neuron projection. Bases 277 to 795 code for a protein of 172 amino acids. Lineage: Eukaryota; Metazoa; Chordata; Lepidosauria; Squamata; Phrynosomatidae. The transcript is spliced from 5 exons. The record is from RefSeq and is a predicted model, not a curated record. Gene Ontology annotation, molecular function: protein binding; transmembrane-ephrin receptor activity. Gene Ontology annotation, biological process: axon guidance.
UGCAAGGAAGGCAAAAGGGAGUUGCUUGGGAGGGAACUGGUUCCACCACUCCUCUGCCUCUGGAAUCUUUCAUCAUAACUCAGGGCCAGGCAGGCUUUUGCAAUGCAGGAGCCCCACUCACUCUAUCGGCUCUAGAGUGCACCUCCUUGUGCCAAAGGGCAGCCCAGGAGAGCCCAGAUGUCUGGGACCUGUGACCAAGGCCCAGAGCAAAGUGUCCACUGGCAGAGCUGAGGAUCAGGGCCAGGGUCUGGGAGCAGGAUUGCCUCCACUGGGAAUAUGGUGCUGAGAUUUCCUGGCAUGAACGCAAAGCUUUCCUGGGAGUUCCUGCUCCUGCUCUGGGCUUCUCUACCUCAUGGGUUCCCUGGUAAAGAAGAUAUCAGCCAGCAGAAGGAUGCAAGUGGAAGAAGAGCCAAAAGGGUGAAUCUCCUUGACACAAGCACUGCUCAGAAUGAGCUAGGUUGGUUGCCAGAUCCUCCAGAAUCUGGGUGGAGUGAGACACAGCACAUGAUAAAUGGCACUCCCAUAUACAUGUACCAGGACUGCAGCGUCCUCUCCGAGGGAGACACUGACCACUGGCUUCGCACCAACUGGAUUUUCCGAGGGGACACCUCUUCCAACAUCUUUGUGGAGCUGAAAUUCACCAUUCGCGACUGUAAGAGUUUCAGAGGAGAGGUGGUGAGCUGCAAGGAGACAUUCAACCUCUUCUACAUGGAGUCCGAACACGAUGUUGGAAUCCAGUUCCACCGCCCACUCUUCAACAAGGUUGUGCAGUCUGGGUUGCGGUUGCAUGACUGACAAGGAUAUGAGGAUUUCCCAAGACAUCAAUAACCCUAAUUAAAAGCUA